AUGUCAUUUAUAAAAGUAUCAAUAAAAACUAACGGAAUUGAAAUAACAAAUGAUGAAUUUGAAUAUGAUAAUAUAAUUUAGUUAAUGGAUGGAUUAAAGAAAGCUAAUGAAGUAAUUCAAAAUAAGAUGACAGAAACAAGUAUGAUAAAUUAAAUUUUAAAAUAGUUGAUAAUUUAGGAGCUUAAGGUGUAAAGAAAGUCAAGAAAAAUGAAGAAGAAGAUGAUGAUAUUUAAGAUAAUGAAUGA
This is a messenger RNA of Paramecium sonneborni, 245 nucleotides long. The record is from the annotation of a GenBank genome assembly. Lineage: Eukaryota; Ciliophora; Oligohymenophorea; Peniculida; Parameciidae.